AUGGUCAAGAAACGCACCUUGUCUCCUCUGUCUAUUUUUGAUCAACUAGCGUUACCUACGUUUCUACAGGCACAUGACUAUAAAGAGCUUCAUGCAGUGACAAUAUGGCGCUAUAUGGCACAGAAUCCAGAUGCUUCAUUUGGUGAUGUUCCAGGUAUUCCAAAGACACUUGGGGCACUGUUGUGUCAACACUUUGUACCAUUUACAACGUCCAUAGCAAUGGAAAAACACUCAUUAGAUGGAACAGUAAAGCUUUUAAUCAAGUUACAAGAUCAGCAUGAGAUUGAAGCUGUAAUUAUGCGACAUACGGGCCGUAAUACACUCUGUGUGAGUUCUCAAGUGGGUUGUCAAAUGGCCUGUACAUUCUGUGCCACGGGCACGCUCGGUAUUAUUGCAGAUCUAGGCAGUGGUGAAAUAUUAGAGCAACUUGCACACGCAAAUCGUGUUGCACCUAUUCGUAAUGUCGUGUUCAUGGGCAUGGGUGAACCUCUGAACAAUUACGAUGCUGUGUUAGCAGCUAUUCGUGCGAUGACUACGGUUUUUGGACUUGCUCCAAAGCAUAUCACACUAUCAACGGUUGGUGUGAUUCAUCGUAUCCGUCAAUUAUCACAUGAUGCACCACUAGUGCGUCUAGCACUGUCGCUUCAUGCUCCGACGCAGGAAAUGCGUAGUGAGAUUGUACCCACGUCCAGUGCUUAUCCACUGAAGAAACUCAUGGCAGCUAUUGAUGACCACCUUGCAAUGAAGGAAGGACGUCUGGUGAUGGUGGAGUACUGCAUGUUGGCGGGAGUCAAUGACUCGAUCAAGACUGCGCACAUGCUUGGAAACUUACUGCAGAAUCGAUCGGUACAUGUCAACCUCAUUCCAUACAAUACUACUGAAGUUGGUGCACAAUAUGAAUCACCAUCUCCUGAGGACAUUCGUGCCUUCCACGCGAUUUUGCGCGAACAUUACAAUCUCAAGGCUACGAUACGUGAGAACCAUGGCACAGACAUUGACGGCGCCUGUGGACAAUUGGCGUUAAAGAACAAAUCCGAUAGUGCUGUGCAGCGUGACAUCGAGGAUUUUGGUCGUUUGGGAACCAGGAGCUUGCGAAAGAACACAAAUGCUUUACCGGCGUCGGGCACCAAGAAUGACAAUGUCUCCUCGUCUUUUGUUGCCUCGUGGCUUGUUCGUGCCAACGACUUCAUUGGCGAGCAUCAGCAGGCUAUUGGGGUCGCUUUAUUGGGAGCAUCGAUCGUUGUGAUUGCGACUGGGGUCGUCCGUCGUGGACGGGCUCAUGUAAUUUAA
Molecule: messenger RNA, 1290 nt
Organism: Peronospora belbahrii
Lineage: Eukaryota; Oomycota; Peronosporomycetes; Peronosporales; Peronosporaceae
Source: the annotation of a GenBank genome assembly